This is a messenger RNA of Colletotrichum spaethianum, 768 nucleotides long. RefSeq lists its product as uncharacterized. Bases 1 to 768 code for a protein of 255 amino acids. The transcript has 2 exons. NCBI's taxonomy places the organism in Eukaryota, Fungi, Ascomycota, Sordariomycetes, Glomerellales, Glomerellaceae. The record is from RefSeq and is a predicted model, not a curated record.
AUGCUCGCCGAGACCUUUCUCUUGUUGGCCUCCCUGGCUCUCGCCUCCGCCGCUCCGGCAAAGAGGCAAGCCGGCCCCGGCUGCUCCAAACCUACCGCUCCGACCCUCCCCAUCAACGGCAACGGCGCCGAACUUCCCUCGGCGGCAUCUGACCUCGUUCUGAAGCACAUCGCCCUCGGCCACGGCAUCCAGAACUACACCUGCGCCUCCACAAACAGCUCGGGCACAACAACCCUGACCCCCACCGCCGUCGGUGCCCUCGCCGGCCUCUACGACGCCCAGACUCUCUACCCGAACUCCGGCCCCGGCUCCCUCCCGUCCGUCGACGCCUUCAACGCCCUCACCACCAACGCCGUCUGGAGCGCCUCGCUACCCCUCGUCUCCGACGGCGUGUCCCCCUUCGGCGCCUCCACCUCGGCGCCCUUCAAGGCCUUCGCGGACCUCGUCCUCCCCAACAUUGCGCCCAUGAAGCAGAUCGGCGAGCACUUCUUUGACAACACGGGCGUACCCACAUUCAAGAUCGGCGAUGAUCUCUUCAAGGGCGCCAAGCUCAACGGCACAAAGGCCCCCUCGUCCGCCGACGUCGGCCCCGAGAAGACGGGCGCUGUGGACUGGCUGCUGCUGGGCGACAAGGGCGGCAGCAAGGGUGUGACGGCCGUCUACCGCGUCGUCACGGCCGGCGGCGUCGCACACAAGUGCACCACGGCCGGCGCCAGCGACAGCGUGCCGUACGCGGCCUACUACUGGUUCUACGGCCCCAAGGCCUGA